CGGCAGGCCGCGCAGGCGCAGUGAGUCAGUGCCGGUCAGUCCUGUGGGCUGAGGGGCAGAGGCUCGGCGGGAGGCGUCUGCAGGGGUCGCCGAGCAAGCCCGUGGCUAGGCGAGUGGGGCGGGGCGGCCGGCACCAUGUCGAGGCAGGCGAACCGUGGCACCGAGAGCAAGAAAAUGAGCUCUGAGCUCUUCACCCUGACCUAUGGUGCUCUGGUCACCCAGCUAUGCAAGGACUAUGAAAAUGAUGAAGAUGUGAAUAAACAGCUGGACAAAAUGGGCUAUAACAUUGGAGUUCGACUGAUCGAAGAUUUCUUGGCACGGUCAAAUGUCGGGAGGUGCCAUGACUUUCGGGAAACUGCAGAUGUCAUUGCCAAGGUGGCGUUCAAGAUGUACUUGGGCAUCACUCCAAGUAUUACUAAUUGGAGCCCAGCUGGUGAUGAGUUCUCCCUCAUUUUGGAAAAUAACCCCUUGGUGGACUUUGUGGAACUUCCCGAUAACCACUCAUCCCUUAUAUAUUCCAACCUCUUGUGUGGGGUGUUGCGGGGAGCCUUGGAGAUGGUCCAGAUGGCUGUGGAGGCCAAGUUUGUCCAGGACACCCUGAAAGGAGACGGUGUGACAGAAAUCCGGAUGAGGUUCAUCAGGAGGAUUGAGGACAAUCUUCCAGCUGGAGAGGAAUAAUCAUCCCUGGGACUCUAGGAUAGCCAGCAGGAACACCGUCGGAAUCAGCAGGCCUCUGUGCUUCCUCAGCCCUCCAGAACUCAGUGACUCUUGAACACGGAUGUUAUAUAUUCUUAUAACCUGUUUCCAUUCCCCAUUCAAAUAAAGAGCAGACUGUGAUAUAGUCCAUUUACCCCAUGUGUGCACAUUCAGGAGCGACAUUCUUUGCUCCCAUUCCCUUGAGAGGGGCUGGAUGUAAUCACCCUUGGUUGGACUAAAAAGAGCUCAAACCAUUUUACAUUCCUGUUUGAAUUUUCCAAAGCAAAACCCACUUUGACCCCAUUAAGAGGCAAGCCUGGCACAUCUAUCCCUGGGCCUUUAGAAAGCCAUUUGCCUCAGAUGGCUAUAGGGUUGUGGGGUGGAGGGAGGAAAGGCUGGGAGGGAGUGGGUAGGAAUUGCUAGCUGUAGUGUGACACACCAUAGUGCUUGCCAGGAAAGGAGCCAGUUAUGCCAGAAACACUGACUUCUGGGAAGCCACCCAGGUCUCAUUCCUCCCUGCUGUUCGGAGGCAACAUCUCCUCUUUUUACAGAGGGUACAUCCUUUUUUCUUACAAAUUCUUCAAUAAAGACACAUUCUUGAGUGAAAUCCCAA
This is a messenger RNA of Saimiri boliviensis boliviensis (Bolivian squirrel monkey), 1309 nucleotides long. RefSeq names its product trafficking protein particle complex subunit 3 (gene TRAPPC3). Gene Ontology annotation, biological process: Golgi vesicle transport. Lineage: Eukaryota; Metazoa; Chordata; Mammalia; Primates; Cebidae. The record is from RefSeq and is a predicted model, not a curated record. Gene Ontology annotation, cellular component: TRAPP complex.